UUUUGGUGUUGUUUUGGGGCGAUUUGGGGUCUCCCCCCCAGGUUCGUGCAGUACAAGGCCACGUCCCUGGAGAAGCAGCACAAACACGACCUGCUGACAGAGCCAGAUUUGGGGGUGACCAUCGACCUCAUCAACCCCGACACCUACCGCAUCGACCCUGGUGUGCUGCUGGACCCGGCGGACGAGAAGCUGCUGGAGGAGGAAAUUCAGGCCCCCACGAGCUCCAAGAGAUCCCAACAACAUGCCAAGGUGGUGCCCUGGAUGCGCAAGACCGAGUACAUCUCCACCGAGUUCAACCGCUACGGCGUCUCCAACGAGAAACCCGAGGUCAAGAUCGGGGUGUCAGUGAAGCAGCAGUUCACCGAGGAGGAGAUUUACAAGGACCGAGACUCCCAAAUCGCCGCCAUCGAGAAAACCUUCGAGGACGCGCAGAAGGCGAUCACACAGCACUACAGCAAACCCCGGGUGACCCCCAUGGAGGUGAUGCCCGUGUUCCCCGACUUCAAGAUGUGGAUCAACCCCUGUGCCCAAGUGAUCUUCGACUCGGACCCGGCGCCCAAGGACACGUCGGGGGCCGCGGCCCUGGAGAUGAUGUCCCAGGCCAUGAUCAGGGGGAUGAUGGACGAGGAGGGGAACCAGUUCGUGGCCUAUUUCCUGCCCGUGGAGGAGACGCUGAGGAAGAGGAAGAGGGACCAGGAGGAGGACGUGGAUUACGCCCCUGAGGACGUCUACGACUACAAGAUCGCCCGGGAGUACAACUGGAACGUGAAGAACAAGGCGAGCAAAGGCUACGAGGAGAAUUAUUUCUUCAUCUUCCGCGAGGGGGACGGGGUUUAUUACAACGAACUGGAGACCAGGGUCCGGCUGAGCAAGCGCCGGGCGCGCGCCGGGGUCCAGUCGGGCACCAACGCGGUGCUGGUGGUGAAGCAUCGGGACAUGAACGAGAAGGAGCUGGAGGCACAGGAGGCUCGGCGGGCACAGCUGGAGAACCACGAGCCCGAGGAGGAGGAGGAGGAAGAGCUGGAGGCCGAGAAGGAGGCGGCGGGAUCAGACGAAGAGCGUGAGAAGGGCAGUGAGAGCGAGGGGGCCGCGAGCGGGGACGAGGAGGAGGAGGAGGACGAGGCCGAAGGCUCCGGCAGCGGCAGCGAGCGCGGGGGGGGCUCUGCCCGCAGCGAGGAGGAGGAGGAGGCCGAGGAGGAGGAAGGGGGGGCCCGGGGGGGUCGCCGGGGGGGCAGCGACGCCGCCAGAGCCGCCCGCGACCAGGAGGAGAUUUUCGGCAGCGACAACGACGACGAGGAGGAGGAGGAGGAAGAGGAGGAGGAGGAAGGCAGCGAGGGGGGGGCACCCCCACGGAGCCCCCAGCUCAGCGCCAGCGAGGAGGAGGAGGACGAGGAAGAAGAGGAGGAGGAGGAGGAAGACGAGGAGAGUCCCAGCGACGCCUCCGACUCCUCCAGCGAGUGAGGGGCUGGCGCGUCCCCCCCGGGCCCCCCCGGCCCCGUUCUGGGGUAAGAAGCAGCCGUUGUGGGUGUUUUUUGUGUUUAAUAACGUUCAUGGUUACCAGCCAUAUCAUAACAAAAGGAUUCAUAAUAAAAUGUAUCUAAAAUAA
Messenger RNA from Corapipo altera (White-ruffed manakin), 1606 nucleotides. RefSeq names its product PAF1 homolog, Paf1/RNA polymerase II complex component (gene PAF1). Gene Ontology annotation, molecular function: chromatin binding; RNA polymerase II complex binding. Gene Ontology annotation, biological process: transcription elongation by RNA polymerase II. Gene Ontology annotation, cellular component: Cdc73/Paf1 complex. The transcript is spliced from 11 exons. The annotation marks the transcript as partial. The record is from RefSeq and is a predicted model, not a curated record. Lineage: Eukaryota; Metazoa; Chordata; Aves; Passeriformes; Pipridae.